This is a messenger RNA of Lentinula edodes (shiitake mushroom), 180 nucleotides long. RefSeq lists its product as uncharacterized. The annotation marks the transcript as partial. The record is from RefSeq and is a predicted model, not a curated record. The transcript has a single exon. NCBI's taxonomy places the organism in Eukaryota, Fungi, Basidiomycota, Agaricomycetes, Agaricales, Omphalotaceae.
CUGGUCCGUGCGCAUGUUCCGAGGGUAUAUAAGCAAGUCGCCUUGAUUUUCGAUUCCCCAUCUCUUGUGCUCGGGCGCGCGGUCGCACCAGUGAGGUUUUUACCGAGGUCGAUCUAUUUUGCUGAUUGCAAAUUAUACAUCCGAACCCGUCUGUUAGCUUCGGCUUUCAGCAAUUUUUGG